Messenger RNA from Lagopus muta (rock ptarmigan), 975 nucleotides. It is a transcript of the gene SPP2, whose product is annotated as secreted phosphoprotein 2. Gene Ontology annotation, cellular component: extracellular region. The transcript has 7 exons. Bases 79 to 657 code for a protein of 192 amino acids. Gene Ontology annotation, biological process: bone remodeling. NCBI's taxonomy places the organism in Eukaryota, Metazoa, Chordata, Aves, Galliformes, Phasianidae. The record is from RefSeq and is a predicted model, not a curated record.
GAACGCAGGAAGGUCAGAUGUAGUAUCAAGGCUGCCUGCAUAUAAAGACAGGAAUAUGCAGUGGACACUCUUGCUUAGAUGGGGAAAACGCGAGAGGAUUUUGAGAGGCACACUAUGAGGAGCUUGAUUUUUGUCCUCACUCUGAGCGUUUUCUCAUGUUCAGGGUUUCCAGUGUACGAUUAUGAACUCCCUGUCACAGAAGAGGCUCUCAAUGCUUCUAUUGCAAGGAUCAAUUCUCAGUCUUGGGGGCCAAACCUGUAUGGUGUUGUCAGGAGCCACGUUAGACAUGUUGACAUGUGGAACAGCAAUGAUUAUAGACUAGAGCUGCAGCUCAGUAUUCGUGAAACAGAAUGCACAAAAGCUUCAGGAAGAGACCCAUUUACAUGUGGCUUCAAAGUAGGGCCUUUUGUGCCAACUGCAGUCUGCAAAAGUGUUGUGGAAGUCUCCAGUGAGCAGAUUGUGAAUGUUAUUGUGCGAUGCCAUCAGAGCACAUUCAGCUCUGAAUCGAUGAGCAGUGAGGAGAUGAUGCAUAUGCUGAUGACGGGCCCAAGCAAGCGAGGCAGCAGUCGCUCUGAAGCCUUCUCAUCAAGGGGAAGAGGCCGCAUCAGUGGCGACUGGAAUAAACCUGAUCGUGUUAGCCCUGGCAAGAUUGAAUAAUGCAGUUUAGUGCAUCUCUGGAACUGGGGAGGCUGUGAAUAUUACUUGUCGUGCUGUGGACUGGCCUCUCCAACAAAUAACUCAGGCACGUGAGCAAGUGACAGCAGGAGAGCCAGCUGCUGUGCAAAGCUAUUGCAGCUUAACAACCCGAGCCUGCAACAAGUGUUAAGGUCGCUGAUUAGAUAUAGCACACAUCUAGCUCUGCCAGCCAUGAGCCUUUAGUGCAAGGUGCAGUCCAACCUGUGCCUUAUAUCUGCAGUCACCAGCAGUGCUUGGUUUCCUUGAGCAGAAAAAUAAAGCAUGUCAUUGCUUGCAUUA